Vitis vinifera (wine grape) is the source of this 1862-nucleotide messenger RNA. RefSeq names its product expansin-A4. The record is from RefSeq and is a predicted model, not a curated record. The transcript has 3 exons. Gene Ontology annotation, cellular component: extracellular region. Gene Ontology annotation, biological process: plant-type cell wall organization. Bases 749 to 1567 code for a protein of 272 amino acids. Lineage: Eukaryota; Viridiplantae; Streptophyta; Magnoliopsida; Vitales; Vitaceae.
AUCCCCAUACUAUGAUUUCCCACAAAUUCUAUCUCUCUCUACCAAUAUUGUUGUAGCUUAAUCAUUAUAUAUGUUCUCAAUCUGUACCUCAUAAUUCUCGGAGUUAGAAUUUUGUCAUCAUUGUUAUUCAGGAAUUUUUCUGUGGGACAUCUGAGCUAAGUCUUACUAUUAUUAGUAUUAUUAUUAUUAUUAUUAUUAUUAUUAUUAUUGAUAAUGUCAUUUGGAAUCUUUAUUAUGAGAUUCCACAUGGAGCCUUGUAUAAAUGAAUAAGAAAAGGUCAGGGGAAUGUAAGCUUCAAAAUUCAAUAGUCAGUUUUCUCAUUUUUUUUAUAUCAGGUCAUCAUCCCUUGAACAAAUUCCCUUGAUUAUAGAAUUGCUCUAAAAAUAUGUAAUUAAUUAUACAGUUUUAUUUCUUAUUUUUGUAUAUGUUGUUAAAUGCCUUCAAAGGAAAUUUUUUUAGGAGCCAUUUGGAGAGGGGAGCCAAACAUAGAUGCCCUUGUUCUGGUUAGAAACAGUGGCCAAAAGCUGGAGGCAACCCCUCGUAACGGUUCAAUUCAUUGACAUCCCUUCAUAAAUUUUCCUCACCCGAAACAGGCAAAACAGACUUAACUGAAAUCUGAGCAUUAUAUAUAUCUCUGUAGCUAGCCCAGAAUCUAAAGACAUUCACCUCAAAGAGAGAAGAAAAAAAAAAAAAAACUACAAGUCCCUUGGACUCUCAAAGGCAUUGCCAAACAAAGUUUUUAGGUACCAUGGCAUUGCCUUUGCGAGCCCUCUUGUCAUCAUUGCUGCCGCUGCUUUUGCUCCUGCUGUCUCAUGAUGUCCAUGCCAAUGGAUGGACAGGGAAUGCACGUCAUGCAUUGCUUUCCAAGCACCAUAGACCAAAGUUCAAGCCUGGCCCUUGGCAUAAUGCUCAUGCCACCUUUUAUGGAGGAGCCGAUGCCUCACAAACAAUGGGGGGAGCUUGUGGCUAUGGAGACCUGCAUAAGCAAGGGUAUGGGGUUCAAACCGCAGCGUUGAGCACGGUUCUCUUCAAUGGUGGGCAGGCAUGUGGGGCUUGUUUCGAAAUCAAAUGUGUGGAUGAUCCACAGGGGUGCAAGCGAGGGCAGGCAUCACUCAUGGUUACAGCCACCAACCUGUGCCCUCCAAGUAGCAAUGGAGGAUGGUGUAAUCCACCUCGUGAACACUUUGAUCUCUCCCAGCCUGCAUUUCUUCAGAUUGCCGAGUACAAGGCUGGCAUUGUUCCCGUUCAGUAUCGCAGGGUCCCAUGCAAGAAGAAAGGAGGGAUUCGAUUCACAAUAUCUGGGAAUCCUUACUUCAACCUUGUGUUUAUAUGGAAUGUUGGAGGAGCUGGAGAUAUCACGAGUGUGCAGGUGAAGGGCGAUCGCAAACUGAAAUGGACAACACUCAAGCGUAAUUGGGGUCAGAACUGGGAGACUGACGCCAUGUUGGUUGGGGAAUCACUCACCUUCCGAGUCAGAGUAAGUGAUGGUAGAUACUCUACCUCCUGGCAUAUCGCCCCAAAGAACUGGCAGUUCGGCCAGACCUUUGAAGGCAAGAACUUCAAGUAGAGACCUUUCCAUCUGAAUAUCCUUCCUGUUCUGCCAGGCACAAAGGAUCUCUUAUGUUUGCUGGGCCAUGCAUAUCAUGCGUUUUCUGUAAAAAAAUUUAAGAUAGCAGUCCAGGCACCUUAGAGGAUAGACACAUUGACCGAAUUCUGAGCUAGUCUCGGAAACGCUGUGUUGUUGGCUUGUUGCUUUUAAGGGUCUGUACGGGCAACCAAAGUAAUGGAUUUGUUAUCAAAUUCUCAAGUUCAAAUUUGGUGUGGCAGUAAACUCAUUUUUUGAUAGGCAAAGGAUUAUAUAU